AAUCCAAUGGUGAGUGAAUGGGGGAAGAAGACCGUUGACCUCUUCUUUGGGAUUUCCUCCUCCAAUAUUUGGAUCCAAAACUCUGCAAGAACUCAAGCACCAUGAGGACAAUGAGAGUAUUUGGGAUUUCUCUUUCCCUAAUCAUCAUCAACAUGGCAGCUAUAAUGGAGCGUGCUGACGAAAAUCUCCUACCAGCUGUUUACAAAGAAGUCAGUGAAACUUUUAAGGCUGGUCCAUCUGAUCUUGGUUAUCUUACAUUCAUAAGAAAUUUCGUCCAGGGGAUUGCAUCGCCAGUGGCAGGUAUUUUAGUCAUUAACUAUGACCGUCCCACUGUUCUUGCAAUCGGUAUCCUGUUCUGGUCCCUAUCAACUGGUGCAGUCGGCGCUAGUAACUACUUUAAGCAGGUUGGAUUUUGGAGGGCAGUGAAUGGAUUUGGACUCGCAAUUGUGAUACCUGCACUUCAGUCCUUUAUAGCAGAUAGCUAUGCGGAUGAGUCCAGAGGAACUGGUUUUGGAUUUCUUAGUCUUGUUGGAACGGUUGGUGGGAUAGGAGGUGGAGCUAUUGCUACGGUUAUGGCUGGUUAUAAGUUCUGGGGAGUUCCUGGAUGGCGCUUUGCAUUCGUCAUGAUGGCAACUUUCAGUAUUUUUAUUGCAUUUCUUGUCUUUACGUUUGUUGUUGAUCCAAGAAAAAGAGCCAACGUAGAGCAUGAUAAUACGAAAAACAGUACUGAUAGGGAGGGACUGGUAGAGAAGGUAAAUACCAAUUCAAUGUCGAUUUGGACGGAGUCAUGGACAGCAAUGAAAGCUGUCAUGAAAGUGAAAACGUUUCAGUUCAUUGUUUUGCAAGGUCUGGUUGGGUCCUUACCAUGGACAGCCAUGGUUUUUUUUACAUUGUGGUUUGAACUAAUCGGUUUUGACCACAACAGUGCAGCAGCACUGGUCAGUCUAUUUGCUGCAGGAUGUGCGAUAGGAUCCUUUUUUGGUGGCGUAGUUGCAGAUAGAAUAUCUCAUGCGUACCCUCAUUCAGGGCGUAUCAUGUGUGCGCAAUUUAGUGCUUUUAUGGGAAUCCCAUUCUCAUGGAUCCUUCUUCGAAUUGUGCCCCAGUCUGUGAGCAGCUACUACACAUUUGCUGUGACAUUAUUCCUUAUGGGGCUAACAAUCAGCUGGAAUUCUACUGCUUCAAAUGGUCCCAUGUUUGCAGAAGUUGUGCCUUCAAAACACAGAACCAUGAUUUAUGCAUUUGAUCGCGCCUUUGAGGUCUCGUUUUCUUCCUUUGCAGCUCCAGUUGUAGGAAUACUCGCGGAGAAACUAUAUGGUUAUGAUACCAAGUCUGUUGAUCCAGUGUUAGGAUCUGCAAAAGAGGCCUUAGCAUUGUCAAAAGGCCUCUUUUCAAUGAUGGCCAUUCCUUUUGGCUUGUGUAGCUUAUUUUAUACACCCUUGUAUUGGACAUUCAAGCAGGACCGCCAAAAUGCAAGAAUAGCUAGCAUAAAAGAAACAGAGAUGAUAUGACUUCUAUUCGUUACAUUAGUUGUGCACUAAGCUCUUGCUACAUGUGGGAUCUCGGGGAGGGCAGGAUCACAUUGGAUCGUGUAUUCUAACCUUAUCUUGCUUUACUGCCAAAGAGUAUUUUCGCGUUCUUAAACUUGUGACAACAACUUUUAUCUAAACGUCAAGGCUCCCUCCUUUUAUUUCAA
This is a messenger RNA of Solanum lycopersicum (tomato), 1693 nucleotides long. RefSeq lists its product as uncharacterized. Gene Ontology annotation, cellular component: membrane. The record is from RefSeq and is a predicted model, not a curated record. Gene Ontology annotation, molecular function: transmembrane transporter activity. Gene Ontology annotation, biological process: transmembrane transport. NCBI's taxonomy places the organism in Eukaryota, Viridiplantae, Streptophyta, Magnoliopsida, Solanales, Solanaceae.